Pangasianodon hypophthalmus (striped catfish) is the source of this 1062-nucleotide messenger RNA. RefSeq names its product scrapie-responsive protein 1. Lineage: Eukaryota; Metazoa; Chordata; Actinopteri; Siluriformes; Pangasiidae. The transcript has 3 exons. The record is from RefSeq and is a predicted model, not a curated record. The coding region runs from base 177 to 491 and encodes 104 amino acids.
GAGAGAGAGAGAGAGAGAGAAAAGGGAGGGAGAGACUAUCACAGAGGAGUGAUAUAAGGAGCUCACUGUGUAAAUGCUGAAUCCAGAUUCAUCCAGUUGAGACAUCCCACAUCUCGGCGUUCCAUGCAGGUGAGCACGAACGAACGAACACACACACACACACACGGGAUCACAAAAUGAAAGUAUUAACCAUCUCAGUCUUUCUCCUGCUCGGGUUACAUAUGGGAGAUGCGAUUCCGUCAAACCGCGGGUCCUGCUAUAAAAAGAUAGUGAAGGAUAGAAACUGCCAUGACAUUGGACUGGAGAGGAUGAGACCCAUCGACUCACUACAAAACCAUUACUGGGAGGGCAAUGAGUGUGACGUGGUGUGUUACUGCAACUUCUUCGAGCUGCUCUGCUGCCCCAGAACCGUCUUCUUUGGGUCGAAAAUCUCCUUUGUGAUCCCAUGCAAAACUUCUGAAACUGGACCAAAUGUCAAAGCAGCGGAAUAACAUUCUGUGCUAAUUCUGUUAUAAAACAUGCAGUAUCUAGUUUCAUGUAAAUCUGCUUGGUCGCGGUUUGUGCACAGUCUGUCCUCUUUUAUGGCAGUGUGUCCCAUUCUGGAGGUAUACUGGUCAUGUACUAACCCUAAUCUAACACAUAUGAUAAACAUAACUAAACCCUGUCCCAACCAACAUAUCACUACACUAACUAGCAUAUUGUUUAUAUUAAGACAUGCUUAUAUGCAGUUUCGUGUAUUAGACCCAGCUGUGAUGCAUGAGGAUGAGCUCUAAACUGGUGGCUAAGAUUAUACCGUCCUGCCUUUAUACUGUUCAAUUCUCAAAUCAACUCAGACAUGUAGACCUUACAGAAAUUACCAUUAAAGUCAUUUCUACAAUCCAUUUAAAUGGCGUAACCCAGUAAAAAACAGACUAUUAUAAUUAGGUACGGGGUAUUGUGCUCAGGCUGAUGCUUGUCUGAUUUUAGACAAUGCAGCUUUGAAGGAUUCAUUACACAUCUGAUAAAUACAAAGCCUUGAACUGUAUAAACUUUAUUAAAUAAAACCAACAGCAUUGAAUGUGA